GGAAUAGGAAUAUCCAAAAUUUCACAGCUCCUACAACAUGUUGUUGGCUAAUGCCAACCUCAUCUCCUGCAACUUCUCAACCUUCCCAUCAUCCCUUCCAUCCAAAACUUCACUCCAAACCCAAAACCUCAAGCCCAGAAUUCCUCACUCCAAAACAGCCUCAAAAGUUUCAACCUUUUCUAAACCCAAUAGUAAAGCUUCAAUCUUUACAUUCCACAAGGGCCACCUUCAAAUUUGUCACAGUACCUUGAAUAGCCAGAAACCAGACGACCCAGUUCUGAAUGAAGGUGAACCAUUAGAGGUUGAAAAUGGUGGUGAUGAAAAGAACUGGACAACCUCAAUUCUGCUAUUUUUGUUGUGGGGGGCACUCAUGUUCUACGUGUUCACUCUUUCUCCAAAUCAGACCCCGUCAAGGGACAUGUAUUUCAUAAAGAAACUCUUGAAUUUGAAGGGAGAUGAUGGUUUUAAAAUGAACCAAGUGCUUGUGUCUGUCUGGUACAUCAUGGGUUUGUGGCCUUUGCUAUAUAGCAUGCUGCUGCUUCCAACAGGGAGAAGCUCAAAAAGCAGCAUUCCUGUCUGGCCCUUCUUAAUACUUUCAUGCUUUGGUGGAGCAUAUGCCCUUCUUCCCUAUUUUGUACUUUGGAAACCACCACCACCUACUGUUGAUGAAAGUGAGCUUGGAAGAUGGCCUCUCAACUUCCUAGAAUCUAAAUUAACUGCUGGGAUUGCACUUGCUGCAGGGCUGGGAAUAGUCAUUUAUGCAGGUCUAGCGAGUGGGGCUGACUGGAAUGAAUAUUACCAGUACUUCAAUGAAAGUAAAUUUAUCCAUGUCAUGAGCCUUGAUUUCACCCUACUAUCUGCAUUUGCUCCAUUUUGGGUUUACAAUGAUAUGACUUCACGAAAACGGUUUGACAAAGGCUCUUGGCUUCUGCCUUUGUCAGUGGUGCCAUUUCUAGGCCCUGCUUUGUACCUCAUCUUACGACCAUCACUCUCAACGAAACCUAACUCACUGAGCCCUGCUGAGCCAGAAUAGAAAUUAAGAUCUUUGUGUCAGUAUCAUAUGCAUAAAGAUUACAUCACAGAUAGGGAAUGGAAUGCAAACCGUCAUACAGAUGUGGAGAUCCCAGUCAUGAAAGAGGCUUGAGAUUUCAUAUCCCAGCUAGGCAGCUAUAGCAUCCUUGUGGGUGUGCUUAAAUGACAAAAUACACUGUAUUUAGCUUCUUAUAGAACUCGAACCCUUUCAAAGCUUGGUGUGUAGCUAAGAACACCAAAGAUUAGAAAUUUCUACAAAAGCUGCAUGUUGUAACUUAA
Fragaria vesca subsp. vesca is the source of this 1311-nucleotide messenger RNA. RefSeq lists its product as uncharacterized. Lineage: Eukaryota; Viridiplantae; Streptophyta; Magnoliopsida; Rosales; Rosaceae. The transcript has 6 exons. The record is from RefSeq and is a predicted model, not a curated record. Bases 38 to 1033 code for a protein of 331 amino acids.